Messenger RNA from Melospiza georgiana, 3301 nucleotides. It is a transcript of the gene SINHCAF, whose product is annotated as SIN3-HDAC complex associated factor. Gene Ontology annotation, biological process: negative regulation of cell migration. The record is from RefSeq and is a predicted model, not a curated record. The coding region runs from base 191 to 859 and encodes 222 amino acids. The transcript is spliced from 6 exons. NCBI's taxonomy places the organism in Eukaryota, Metazoa, Chordata, Aves, Passeriformes, Passerellidae.
AAUAAAAUCGUUGUUCUCCUCUCUGGCAGAGGUGCUGGCAGUUCUGGGCUGCACCGAGGGUGAGCGAUCCCGGGUCAGAGAGGGGAGAUGGGAGGAGAGGAGGAUUCUGAUACUCUGUGUUUGGACUGUAACUCCAGGGAAUGUUUCUCGUUCAGCUUUGCAAGAAGCAGGGCACAGCUGGGAGGAAAAGAUGUUUGGCUUUCACAAACCGAAGAUGUACCGGAGUAUAGAGGGCUGCUGUAUUUGCAGGGCAAAGUCUUCCAGUUCUCGCUUCACUGACAGCAAACGUUAUGAAAAGGAUUUCCAGAAUUGUUUUGGGCUCCACGAGGCUCGCUCAGGAGAUAUUUGCAAUGCCUGUGUUCUUUUGGUGAAAAGAUGGAAAAAAUUACCAGCAGGAUCCAAAAAAAACUGGAAUCAUGUGGUAGAUGCCAGGGCUGGACCCAGCCUUAAAACAACACUGAAACCAAAGAAAAUGAAAACCCUCUCUGGAAGCAGAAUAAAGAGCAAUCAAAUCAGCAAACUGCAGAAGGAAUUCAAGCGGCACAAUUCUGAUGCCCACAGCACAACUUCAAGUGCCUCCCCAGCUCAGUCGCCCUGCUACAGCAACCAGUCGGACGAGGGCUCGGACACGGAGCUGAGUGCCGGGGCCAGCAGGACACCCGUGUUCUCCUUCCUAGAUCUCACCUACUGGAAAAGGCAAAAGGUCUGCUGUGGUAUUAUUUACAAAGGGCGUUUUGGAGAAGUCCUCAUAGACACUCAUCUCUUCAAACCUUGUUGUAGCAAUAAAAAGUCUGCCACUGAAAAGCCAGAACAAGAAGGACCCCAAUCUCCAGCAAUCUCCACCCAAGAGGAGUGGUGACUUCCUUGAAUAGCUGCAGAAGGUUAUACAGAUCCUCUUAUUCUCUGGAAAAAUACUAGAAAAGUGACUGUUCACUUUGGACACCUGCUAUGCUGCCAAAAGACUAUUCCCUGGAACUGUUUUUGGGUUUUACUGCUACAAUUCCACAAACUCUGAAGCCAGUUUGUAUCCUUUCAGAAAGACUGUACAUAAUAUUUAAGAUGCUAUGGAACACUUGGCAAAGCUGAAUGCUGCUGCAAGGUUGUCUAAUUUUCCCCCACACUCACUUCCCAAGUGAAUAUGAGGAUGGGGUUUGUAUAUUAAAGUUUAUGUAGUUCAUGUUUCUGUACUGAAAGAAGCAGUGGUUGUAAACCUUUUGGUUUUGGUUUUUUUUUUUUAUUUCUUUAAAAGUUGGUUGGCAAACUUCCUAUAUUCCCAAGAAAAUAUUUCAUUCUUAGACAUGUAUGAGUCAAUAAGAUGAAUUAAUACAUAGAAAUGUUCUAAGUCACCUCUCUAGUUAUAUAAAUAUAUAUUUUUAAAGGUGUGGCGAUUUCACCCUGUACUACUGACAUAACAAAGACAAAUAUUUCAUCCCUCCCAUGUGCACAGACUGGUUAUCUGCACACAUCUCUCCUUCAAUUGUAGCUAUCUGAGGAGGCCUCCAGCAUAAAAGUGCUCUUGAGAAGGGGUGGGAGAGCUCCCCACCUUAGCCAAGGAUUAAGACUUACCUAAGAACUGAACAUAGCAAAAUGGGAGGUUACUUCUUUCAAACCAGCAGCAGGCACCCUGAGCUUGGUGCAGUAACUCCUGAUGGUUAGAGAUGGACCAAGAAACCCCUUGAUGCCCAAGUCAGGUGUAGAUGGCAGCCCAAACUGAGUAACUGCUCUCUGUAGGACCAGUGCAGCUGAAAUGUGACCACAAACAAGACUCCUCCUGGUUGUGGACCUGACAAAGAACCAAACCCCUUGCUGAGCAAAUUAGGCUCUGGUCCAGGGACAUAAUCUGGUUGCAGCCUGGGGUUUGGAUUCACAAUAACUGUUUUGAAACCCUUCCCCUGCAGUGCUUCUCUGUAUUUGGGUUUUGUUGGUUUUUGUUUUGUUGUUUUUUUUUUUUUUUUUUUUUUUUUUUUUUUUUUGGUUUUUGGUUUUUUUUUCCCAUUUGUUUGUUUAAGCAACUGCCAGGUCAACACAUUUGUGAAUACUGAAUCUGAAAAGUCCUGCUAAAAAUGGUGCUGUGCUGAAUCAAGGCAGCAGCUCUGUUUGCAUAUGUGAUCAAAAGAUAAUCUACACAGAUUCCCAGACGAGCUCAUGUGCAAAUCGUUGUGACACUCCUUCAAACUUUGCUUUGCCUCUAGGGUGGAAGCAGCUUCCUGGAAGGUUGUGCUGCAGUUUUAGCUCCCAGUUGUUUCAUGUUCCUUUUAUGAAGGUUUUACUUGUGUGAGUUGGGAAUUCUGCUUUUUGUUUGGUUGGUUUUUUCCUGGUUUUAGAGGGAGGGAGAAUUAUUUUUUACUAUUACUCUUUUGGGAUAUCCUACAAUGAAAUGCUACAUGGUGUGAUUCUUGUGGUGUCCUGAGUAGGGCCAGGAGCUGGAGUUGGUCCUGAUGGGUCCCUCAACUCAGCAUAUUCUAUGAUUCUAAGCUUUCCUUUUUUGUGAGAGUCAUUGGCAUAAUACUGUGGUGGGUAGGGUUUAGGACUGGAUUUCCAUGUAGUCUCGGUUCCUGAAACAGGAAUACUUAGCAAAUUAAAAUAUAGGUAGGGAAAGAUAUGCAGGUUUUAAGAGGAGCCUCUACCCUCAAAGCUUUUUUUUCUUUCUUUCUUUUUUCCUCUCCUGUUGGAUCAGCCAAUCUCUGGAGAGAAAGAAAAUCAGGGGAAACAGGGCUUUGACUUAUCACAGCCUUACAGCUUAGAGCUUUCCUUGGACUCAUUUUGCUUUUCCUAAACUCUGGGGCUCUUAAGGGAGGACAAAGCUGCUUACCUUGCUUUUAUUCUCAACCAAAUAGAAUCGUUCAGGUUGGAAAAGCCCGAAGCCCGUUGAGUCCAGCCAUAGCUACAAUGAAUACUUGAUUGUAUAAAGGUGUCUAGGUUGGUCAUGUCUAUUAAGGGCUUGAGCAAGAGUUCUUGCUGUGUUUGCAGACACCUACUUCAUGUGAAUUUGUGUUUUCAGCAUCAGUAAUUCUGUACACCUCAGAAGGCUGCAGUGUUGGUGGUAGGAUGUGCUCUGAUACGGAUCAUCUCUUCUGUAUUUAUUUAUUUAUUGCUGGAUUUCAACCGCCAACUGCUUCCCCUACUCCCUCCCACCUCUUCCAUUCCCAGUAGUAAUGCAAAAUGAGUAGUCAUGCACUUUGUAUUAAUGUAUUAGAAAUCUAUGGAACCUGUUUUGUACUUUUAUACUGUUCAGACACUUGUAAUCCAAACUUUGUUUUUACUAGGGUUAUGAAUAAAUUUAGUCUUAUUUAGAAAAUAA